CCCGAGUUCCACAUCCCGCCAAAAACUGAAAAAGCUGUUCUGUUCAGGCGGUUCGCUCGCACGGCACACGUUCAGAACCGGGCUUGUUUCCAGUCAAGUUUCUAUUUCUCAAGCCUUCUGUUUGCAAAGAUAUAGCGAUAACAAGAGCAGGUUAGCUUUUGGUGGUUGUAGCUUAGAUGCCAGGCCAGACCAGCUUCUCGUUCUUUACCCGGGGAUCCAAAACAUCACAUUACUAAGGAAACUCGGAGCACUGGGGUGCAUACUGUACCCUUCCUUGUCGGCGCUUUACAGUACUCGUAGAGUACUCGGUGACCGAACAUAGACCCAAAACCCUACUGCCGCAACACACUCGAACUGUUCUCGCGAGAUGCAUAUUUUAGAGUAGAGAAGAGUCGGUUAGCUUUCAGGCGUAUUUUAGCCAGUAGGUAUAAUUAGGUAAUGAGGCUGAUUUACGCUGUUGAGACCUCAUCGACAGUCAUCCACAAGUUAUCACCCGGAUAUCCCACCUUGUCUCCCCUGUCAUCCGCACCCACAUGGACUUAGACAACUGAUGAACAUGGAGUUCACCUACAUCUGCGUGCUCAUGCGGUACGAAUAAUCCUUGGCCUGGUGUCCCAUUUCCGUGACCAACAGAGCCAUAAUGCCGGGUCCUACAAAACGACCCAAAUUCUACAAACAGUAUGGCACCACUGGGAAAGUCCCGCCGCGGUCGGCUAGCAGGUUUAGAAAGAAACUCAGAGACAGAGUCGCCGAGAGCCUUGCGGAGAUGCGCAAAGAUUAUGAAUAUGACUCAGACGACAGCGACAUCGGGGAGACACCGCCCGGUGCCUUUUACCACCUGGAAACAGAACUCACGCGUAUAUCAACUGCAAGUCUAGAACACCAAGAUAGUUCUGAAGAAAGUUCAGGAGAGUCAAGCUCUAGUGAGGACUCAAGCGCAUACGACACAUGCUCCAGUUGUGAUUAUUUUGAGUCAAGUUCUGAAGACUCAGAAGACUCAGAUAUUGAAAUGGACGAUUUGUGGAGGGAGGAGUCACCUGAAGAUUUGACAUUUGAGAGAAAUCUAUUGGAGUUUGGUGGGGAUUUAUACCCAGGAUCACCAGUAACAACAGGAGAGGCCAACACUCUCAUUAUGAUGUAUGCAUUGAAGCAUAAUCUUUCCACAGUUGCCCUUGACGACCUGAUGAAGCUAUUGAAUGCCAUCUGUUCCAAACCCAACAAUAUGCUUUCAUCCGCCUACAAGAUCAAGCAAUUUUUUUCUGACAAUUUAUACCGCGAUGGCAGACCAAUUGUUCAUCAAUGCUGUUCCACCUGCCAUGCUAUGUUUGAACAAGGUCAAACAACAUGCAACAGGAAUGGAUGUGACCGCAGUGCCCCUCCUACUGACUUCUACCACCUGGACAUAAUACCACAACUGAAGAGGUUCUUUGCAGAUCCUAUGUUCAGGGACAACUUGGAGUGGAAGAACCAGCACAGAGAAGCCCAUGUCAUAAAGGACAUCUAUGAUGGUCAGGAGUACAGGAAACUGACCAGACGUGGUGGCUUUUUACACAAGAGUGGAAACAUCACAUUUUGCCUCAACACUGAUGGUGUUUCCAUCUAUGGCUGCAGUAGCAAGGGUUCUCUCUGGCCAGUUUAUUUGGCUGUGAAUGAGCUACCUCCACAUCUAAGGUUCACAAAGAAGUACUUAAUUCUAUGUGGAUUUUGGCUCAAUGCAUCAAAACCUAAAAUGACAACAUUUUUGAAGCCACUGAUGGAGCAGUUAAACAGGAUAUAUACUGAAGGAUUCCAAGUAAAAGAUGCAAAAGGAAAGGAAUGCACCGUUCGAGGGAUGUUGAUGAUGGCCACUGUGGACCUACAGGCCAAAGCCAUUUGUAUGAUGAUGAAGCAGUACAAUGGAGAAUAUGGCUGCCAUAAUUGUGAAGACCCAGGCAAAGCCUUAGGAAGGGGACAUCGUGUGUGGCCAUAUGUGGAGGUAUCUACAAUGCGGACACAUGAGUCGAUUAUAGAAUGUGGAUGCCGCAGCGUAGCCAAGAGGAAACCGGUAAUGGGGGUGAAGGGUGCUAGUGCCUUUCUAAUCCAUGAGCCGUUCAACAUGGCGACUGGGUUCCCACCAGAUUACAUGCAUGAACUUCUGCUGGGAGUAGUCAAGACUAUACUGGACCUGUGGCUGUCUCCAAGUCAUAAUAGGGAAGAUUUCUACAUUGGAGGAAUGAUAUCUACCCUGAGUGAACGCAUGCAAGCCCUGAAGGUGCCAGACACGAUUCCACGUCGUCCAAGGAGUUUAGCAGAAAGGCACCACUGGAAAGCAAGUGAAUUGCGCUCGUGGCUGCUGUUCUUCUCCCUACCACUCCUGCGUGACGUCCUUCCCACAGAGUACUUUGCCCACUACUGUCUUCUUGUAAAAGCUGUGUCCAAACUCCUCAGUGACAGGAUCAGUCCCGCUGACUUACAGCUCGCUGACCAGCAGUUAGACAUCUUUUGCAAGAGAUUUGAAGACUUGUAUGGAGAAAGAUCACAAACAAUGAAUAUGCACCUGUUGAGGCACUUGGCACACUACACCAGGCUCCUUGGACCCCUGUGGGCAUUCAGCUGUUUUGGAUUUGAAGGCAUGAAUGGUCAAUUGAGAAGAAUGCUCCACGGAACCCGGUUUAUCGUAACACAGAUCACAUCCACCCUAGCCAUUACUCCUGGUCUCCAGCGUCUAGGACGGGCAAUGGCCAUCAGGAGAGAACCAGACCAGGUGUUGAAACUGGCACAGAAGCUGACAUCCAACAAUCGAAGAGCAAAGACAAUCAAACUUGCGCCAGGUAUCUUUGUACUGGGAAGUAUAAAGCCUCGCCCUCUAAAUGCCCCUGUUGAAGAUGCGGUCAAGGCCUGUCUGCGGAGAAUGGGGAAAGACAUAGAUGACGUGGAAGCUCAGGUCUUCUAUCGCCUGGAGCUACAAGGUAUCACCAUGUAUUCGUCAGAUUAUAACAGAGAGAACCGUAGUAAUAAUAGGACUGUAGAGUACAGAGAUGGUGGCAGUAUUUGCUUUGGAGAGAUUGUGCUUUUCUGUUGUACACAUGGUGAGACCUUGGCUGUUCUUAGAAGUUUUUUGGAGGUAGGGACUCAGCUUGUCAGUACAAGAGCUCCCCUAUAG
Branchiostoma floridae (Florida lancelet) is the source of this 3142-nucleotide messenger RNA. RefSeq lists its product as uncharacterized. The coding region runs from base 641 to 3142 and encodes 833 amino acids. The transcript has 13 exons. Lineage: Eukaryota; Metazoa; Chordata; Leptocardii; Amphioxiformes; Branchiostomatidae. The record is from RefSeq and is a predicted model, not a curated record.